This is a messenger RNA of Corythoichthys intestinalis (scribbled pipefish), 7499 nucleotides long. Its product is annotated as ankyrin repeat domain-containing protein 34A-like. The record is from RefSeq and is a predicted model, not a curated record. Gene Ontology annotation, molecular function: protein binding. The coding region runs from base 266 to 1642 and encodes 458 amino acids. Lineage: Eukaryota; Metazoa; Chordata; Actinopteri; Syngnathiformes; Syngnathidae. The transcript is spliced from 2 exons.
GGCCUUUCCUUUUACGGUCGGCGGGGCGGGGCGUCGACCGGCCGCUCGGCGGAGGCGGCCGACAGUUUCCGCGGCGACGGGCGGAGGCAUACCUCGCCGUGCGCGCCGACGCUAAUGCGGCCGCGUGACUCGGAGGCACCCGGCGAAGGGUUAAAAACUGCUCGCUGAGGAAGAGGAAGCUCAACGCGCCUUCUAAUGUCGAUGAAGAUGAUGAGGAUUCUGCGGUGCGGCGGUCUGGCGACACCCUGAGAAGAAGCGGGCGGCCAUGGGAGACGGCGGCGGCGCCCCACCUCAGAUGGAGGGAAACGCCCUCCUGAAGGCCGUCUUCCAGGGGAAGCUGAGGCUGAGCCGUCUGUUGCUGGAGGGCGGCGCCUACAUCAACGAGGGAGACCAGCUGGGUCGCACGCCGCUGGCGGCCGCCUGCCUCGCCGACUACGAGGACCCAGGAACGCGCGUGCGCAUGCUGCGCUACCUGCUGGAGAGGGGCGCCGACGCCAACAUCCCGGACAAGGGCGGGCGGACGGCGCUGAUGCACGCCUGCGCCCGGCGAGCCGGCGAGGAGGCCGUGGCCGUCUUGCUGGCCGGCGGCGCCGACCCCAGCCUCAAAGACCACUCGGGCCGCUCCGCCCUCACCAGGGCCCUGGACGGGGGCCAGCGGGACACCCUGCGGGUCCUUCUGGAGGCCUGCAGGGCCAAAGGCAAGGAGGUCAUCAUCAUCACCAGCGACACGUCUCCUUCCGGCACCAAAAAGACCAGGCAGUACCUCAACUCGCCCCCGUCCCCGGGCGGGGCCGACGCCGAGCCCCGCGCCUGCAUGUCCCCGUCGGACGUGGAGAUCGCGACCUCGUCUCCGUCCGGAGAAGGAGUCUUCAGUUUCUCCGCGCCGCCUCGGUCCGACGCCCGCCCGCAGGGGGAGAGGAGGGCGGCGGCGCCUCCGCGCAAGUUGCUCAAGAGACUCAACUCCGAGCCCUGGGGCCUGGCGGCGCCCUCGGCCUGCGGCGCGCUUCCCACGGAGAGCGUGGCCCGUCUGAGUCAACGGAUGGACGCCGCGUUUAUCGGCGAGCCCGCCCGACCUCCGACGGCGCGGCGACACAGCAUCGAGACCCACGAGCCCAAAGCGGCGGAGCGCUUCGGUGCCGAGUUCCGCGCCCCCUCCGGCCGGGCGGACGAGGUUCAACGUCGCCCCGUCCCGUAUUUGUGGAGCGUCGAGCGCGGCGAGAUCUCUGCCGGUCCGGAGCCGAGCGGGAGCGAGCGCCGUCGGGUCCCGGGAUCCGUCCCCGGAUCUCCCGAGAAGCGGCGGAGGUACGACGGCAACGACCCGAGCGGGCGGCGGCCCGGUAUCCCGGAGCGGCGCGGCUCCGGGACCUUCCCGCUGGAGCGCCUUUCCCACGGCAGGCUCCCUUGCGGUUUCCUGCCGCCUCUCAACGUCAAACUCCAUAGAGGAGCCGCAGACGUCGGCGAGCCCCCCUCACCGACGCGCGGCGCUCACAAGAUCCGGGUCCCCGUGGCCCCCGCCUCGCCCAAACGCGGGUCCGACUUGAAAUGCAAAAAGAAACUGAUGAGAAGACACUCCAUGCAGACGGAGCAGAUGAAGCAGCUGUCCGCCUUCCAAGAGAAGGCGGUCGAGUCUUACGGCGACUGAGGACUGGGCGGCGGCCUCACGGUUCAUCAUUUCUGCAGAGACGCCUCACAAGUUACUAAUACGUGGAGUAGUAACGCAUAUCUCCGUCAGGGGCUUCCAAACUUUUUUCUCAGAGGGAGGCCAAUUUGAAACCCUAAGCCUACACACGGCUGGCGAUAUACAGUACAUCGUCACGACAUGUGGUAGGAUGUCACCAAUUGCGUGAAGGGAUCGGGCCCUUGUGAAAUGAAUCGAUUCUGAAGCGUUAACUCGUUGAGGGCGAGACGUACGAUUCGUUUUGACCGGGAGGGCUGUCAAAUUGUAUUGGACGUAGGUGGUCUGUGAUGCGUGAUGACUCUGUGCCAGCCUUCCCAGUAGAAAUGGAUUUGAUGUCUGGUGAAUGGGUUAAGGGCUAAAAGUUGUCACCCAGAGGUGGAAGGAUAAUGCAAGAAUAAUAAAAUACUGUACAAAUACUGCUUUGAACCCUGAGCUAAUGGAGGCUCCGCUAGCACCAUCAUGUGUUAAAAAUCAGAAGCACAUAACCUAGUUCCUUGUUUGGGCCAUUUCAAGGAUUUUUUUUCUUCGUCGUCAUCGUUAAGAUUCAGAGAUUUAAGAUGAAAACAGAUGCAACGAAAUUCCGUUUGAUGAGUGAGCCACUGCAGACGUUCCGCGCCGCCAACUUCUCUCUUCUUCAGAAAUUACAGAGCAAGUUACAGGUAGACACACAUAUAUCAUACAACAUAGCAGGGGUAUGACACCACGCACUGGUCACGUGCAGGGAUUUUUUCGUAUGAAAAAAAACAACAACAAAAAAACUACCAGUCAUGGCUGGAGGAUGGGGGGAUCAGUGAUAGCUAGAAAAAGGCGGUGGCGGACUUGAGGGGUGAGGAGGUUGUGUGCGAGUGUGUGUAUGCACCAGUGUACCAGUAUUUGUAUGUAUCUGUAGACAAAAAAAAAAAAAAAAAAAGUCGCAAGGCACUGCGACCAGCCUUGGGAAGAGAUCAAGGGCAAGAGAUAGGGCCAUCUGUGCGGCUUUCUCCAGGAGAAUGGAGGGGUUGGGGAAGGGAAAGGAAAAUCAUAAUGGAAUUAAGCCAAAUUAGUCAUUUAAUUUGUCCAAAUACGGUUGGUCUUCAGUCAAAUUCACGCUCCUCACGGCGUAGGCGAGUCCUCAGCUCCCUUAAGUCAUUGCCAAUAGUCGCGGUCUGCCUCGACAGUUCAGUCCCCUAGCGCAAAGUAGUAUCCACUUUUUUCCAUCCGUCCUCGGAACGAACCGCGAGUCCACGAAGCCAGUUCUCGAUCCGAGCCUCGACGCGGUCUUCCAGUGCCUUGAAUCGCACCGUUUGAUACGUGGUCAAUUUGUCGAUUUCCUUGAAAGCUGCCGUCUCGGAAACUUUCCGGUAGAGCGGGGCACCUCCUAAGCCAAGCCGAAGGAACCGCACGACUGUCGCGCCAAACAGUCCUAUAUCUUCGAUAUCUUCCACAGACAGGACAGUAAGACACGCUGGCUUCCAGUGACCCCACGAAUCUCUCACAUAUCCAGCGGCGAAGGUCCCGUUAGGGCAAGACACCGUGUCUUGUUGAAAAAAAUCUUGUCAAUUGCGCUGAGAGACCAACUAAUCAGAUCCAUUUUCGUAUGAGAGACAAGGACAGUAGAUCCACAGAGGGAAACUUCACCAAAAAAAGCAGACAGACUAGACUGAUGAAGAUAGCGGCAAGCAGGAGCAGGGAGGAGACACGUCCGCCCCCGUCGAAGGCAGGAAGAAGAGGCUAGGUUAGACACCCCUGCUGUAUGUGAUCAUCUCGUCCGCAUGAAUAUGGAGUUGAUUUUUUGGUUGCCGGGAGGAUUUAGGGUAUUCAAUAAAUAAAUACUGCAAACUGCAAAACGUUUAGAUUCCGAUUCUAACAGACCAUUGAUUUUGCCUGAUGUGGCUUUCUAAAAAAGCCGAUGGGGCCGUAACAAAAAAAAACACAAUCGCGAUGCAAUUUUUGACCCACGAUUCCAAAUGUCAUUUUACUUGAAUUACAUUUACACCCACAUUUUAAGAAACAAAUCACCUGAAAAUUUCUCACUGAUGCACAAAUUAAACGAAUACAAAUAUAACCAUUCUCCAAAAUGGUAAUAAUAAUGCUUUGGGGGGUGGAGGUUUGCUUUUAACCAAAAGUUUGGGGGGGGAAAAAAAACUAGCAGCUUUCUAUGUCAAAACUUUUUUUGAUCAUUCAAGACAUUUUUAUCCCCCUUCAUUGUAAAAGCAUGAAUGAACCUGCAUAAACUACUGUAUGUAGUUUGAAUUCUUCAGAAUAUUGCAUAUAGGUUGCGGGCACAUACGACAUGAGGAAAGAAGGAAAGUCUGCCGCUGUCACGUUCAAACUUUGGGAACCUAACCCUAUUAUGAAAGCGGAAGUAGCAUGGUCAAAUGUCACGCAACGAAACGGCGAGGAAGGGCAUCUUUUAAUUCACGUGGCUUAGUAGCUAGAUUUGAAUAAUGUCAGAGCCAUCGCUGCCCUUCACAAUCAGGCUUUUUCAAAUAAUUCCGCCUUUCUUGCCAUUUGUGUGAGCCAACAUGUUGUUCACUACUUCUUUUACAAGGGGGAUUUUUUUGGGGGGGGCGUUCUCCUUGCUUCGGCUUUGACCGCCUUAAUGGUACUUUGGAGCUGACGGUUGUUGACUUUCGAACGUUGCAACUCUAAAAAAUUCUAAAGCUGUCCGCCGUAGGCAAAUGAGCAGCAAAACCAAUGUUGAAGGGAAUGGGCAAAUGUGGAUGAGGACAACAAUGGCAUCGACUCCAAUUUAGGAGAACGUGCAGGGUAGCGUGGAGAGCAGAAGGGAAGGGCCACCGUCUUUGCCUGGUGUACCGUCCGGCGGAUCCAAUUCCAAGGGCGGAGCAAGCCACAGCAAACAGACAGCGGAGUGGACCAAUCAGCGACGGGCAGCCGUGACGACGUUAAAGCGACAAGUAAUUAGCGUGAGCGGAGAAUGGAGUUUAUUCAACAUGGCUAGCGCGAGCCAUGUUGACCGUUGUCAAUGACUUGUUUCGAUGUGUUUUUGGUCAUUUCAAACUGGUUUUACUGCGGAUUGGAACAUAUUCUCGGCUCUCCCGUUCAGCAUCUGUGUUCUUGUAGACACGACUUUCGGCGCGCAAGCGUGACGUUACUCGUUAAGACCACGUCACGCAAAUAAACCAAUCUGAUUGGACGAUUGAUUUUGUACCUUGCCUGAGAGGCCGUUAAUGGGCUGGGUCCCAGACUAUUUCUCACAGUGUUUGAAAAAGAAUACUCUGGCUGUGCCAGGCAACCAGUCUUUCUUUCACGCCAGCUGUUUUAUUCCCCCCGGUCGGGGUAUUGCGCUUAACGUUUUGGCAAUCUCGCAGGUCAAUCAGUGUACGCCUCCGUUCGUCUCGUCGCAAAUUUGGCUCUAACUACGCUUGAAGGAGUGCCAGCGUUCUAUCGUCUCGCACCACCACCGAUCGGGACGGUGACUCCGAGUACCGCUGUUUCGCUUUCGACACGCGUAUCGCGACGGCCUCGAGAGCCAGCGCUGUCGUAUCGAAUCCGAGAGGACUUGAGCGGAAAGAUUCAAAGAGGUCGCCGCGGCGUCCCGUGCGCCGCAACUCCGUUACCCUUUCGGGUUCUCGGCGCAUGCGGAGAUGGCGAAAGAGCUCGGAAAUCGACGCCACGCGCUUCCUAGUUUUGUGUGAAAAUGGAUAUUUAUUAUUCUCAAUAAACAAAGAUUUUUAAAAGUGGUACAGGAAAUACAUCGUCUUUCUUCUCGCUCAUUUUAAACACGGUGUUCAUUUGUCGAAGAACUUUUUGUUGAGGAGGAAGAUGAGCAAGUUGACGUUGACUUUGGCCUUGUCGAACAUCUUCAUCACCGCCACGCCGUCGUACUGUAGCUGGAGGAGGUCCUGAACGGGCGGACGGAACGGAUGACGGAACGGCGCGAGCCGCGGGGAGAGGAGACGGCGGCGUUUACCUGAUACUUGAUGUGGAAUUCUUCCAUGUCCACGCCCAAGAAGCGAGUUUUGACCAGGAAGCUUCCUUUCUCGGCGCCGUUAGCGAUGUCGAACUGCACGUUCUUGAACCUUGGCACGAGCGCACGUUGGCGUUAUUUAGGGAUCGGAUGAGGACAAAGCGUCAAUGUAAUUAUGACCGAGUUAGCAUUGGCAUAAUUGGCAUCCGUUGUCCUGAGGCGGGACGAGGACUUACAAAUAAAUCAAACUCUGUUAUACAAAAUGCACAAGUCCACAUAAAAGACAACAAAUUGACAUACAUAUGCGAAGAGUUCUGGUUUGCAACGAACCACUGUUGGCUUGAUUUUUUUUUUUUUUUUUGUAAAUAGAACUGCCUGGAACAUUAAAUGGUCAUCUUCACUGCUGGCCAAACGUAUUGGCACCCCUGUAAUACUGUCAGAUAAUGCUGAAUUUCUCCCAGAAAAUGAUUGCAAUUACAAAUGCUUCGGUAGUCAUAUCUUCAUUUAUUUUGCUUGCAAUGAAAAAAAACACAAAAUAGAAUGGAUAGGAAAAAAAUCAUGAUGAUUUGACACAAAACUCCAAAAAUGGGCCGGACAAAAGUAUUGGCACCCUUGGAAAAGUCGUGAUGCUUCUCCAAUUCGUGUAAUUAACAGCACCUGUUACUUACCUGUGGCACAUAACAGGUGGUGGCAAUAACUUAAUCAUGCGUGCAGCCAGUUAAAAUGGAUUCAAGUUGACUCAACCUCUGUCCUGCGUCCUUGUGUCCAGAAAGCUGGGCCUCCCUCAGAGGUCUUCCAGCAGGACAAUGACCCAAAACACACUUCAAAAAGCACUAAAAAGUGGCUUGAGAGAAAGCACUGGAGAAGUCUAAAGGGGCCAGACCUGAAUCCCAUAGAACACCUGCGGAGAACUCUCAAAUCUCAGAGAUCUGGAGCAAUUGGCCAAAGAACAAUGGUCUAAAAUUCCAGCAGAGCAUUGCAAGAAACUCAUUGAUGGAUACCGGAAGCGGUAGUUAUUUUGUCUAAAGGUCUUGCUACAAAGUAUCCGGCUGAGGGUGCCAGAACUUUUGUCCGGCCCGUUUUUGGAGUUUUGUGUAAAAUGUUGAUGAUUUUUUUUUUUUUUUUUUUAAUUCUCAUUCGUGUUUUUUCAUUGCAAACAAAAUCAAUGAAGAUAUUACUACUGUUUGUAAUUGCAAUCAGUUUCUGGGAGAAAUUGAGCAUUAUCUGAAAGAAUUGCAGGGAUGCCAAUACUUUUGGCCAGCAGUAUAGAUGCCACAUUUGGCCCAAUUUAGUUUGGCGCCUUAGUGCAUGACUGUCACCUCUAGUCUUCAUUCUAGAGCAGGGGUACUGACCAUUUUUUUGCUCCAAGAUCUACAUUUCAAGGAGACAACCUCCUGCAUGUUUUUUUUUUGCCUAGAAAGCUCAGCAGCAGUGGACAGUAUGUUACGAGCUACUUAAAGGUGCACAGUGUAGGCUUCUUGGCCAAAAAAAAAAGGACUGCGACUGAAAAUUCCGCUUCAAAUUGGAGAACCUGCAGGAAAAGAAGUGCUCUGCAGAAGGUAUAUCUUAUUUUGAAAUUUUAUGAAAGAUGUUUAGUUAGUAUAUCCAUGACCCAAGGGAGGGAGGGCUACUUUUCUCACUAUCAUUUGGUAAUGUAUUGACAGCAUCCACAAAGACGAUGGAAUGGCUUUGUCCAUUUUCAUUUCAAUUACCGACUAAAUAUAUAUACACAUAUAGACUUGAUCUUUGCUCCGGUCUAUGGAUUUACAUGCUAAAUAAUGUAGCAUAUCCUUGUUUUCUAGAAUCCUUUGAGAUUUGGAACAAAAUGUAUUUGCUUGAGCGGUAGACAUUAUUCAAACUGUUGGUCAGUUGUUGACACGGCCAGGGGCGUCACUAGGUUUUAAGAACGGG